AUGGCUGAGAAGGCUCUAGACCAGGGGUCUGUGUCCAUCCCCAUGGAAGAGACCAAGAAACGUGGGGGUGGUCCGCCUGAUGGGGCCCUGCUGACCCACCUGAAAAAGGUGGAGAACCACAUCACAGAGGCUCAACGUUUUUCCCACCUCCCCCGUCGCUCCGCAGUAGACCUGGAGUUCACCGAGCUGUCUUACACCAUCCGCGAGGGCCCCUGCUGGAGGAGGAGAGGUUAUAAAGCCCUGCUGAAAUGUCUGUCUGGGAAGUUUUGCAGUCGGGAACUCAUCGGAAUCAUGGGACCAUCAGGGGCCGGGAAGUCUACACUGAUGAACAUACUGGCCGGGUACAGAGAGACAGGCAUGAAGGGUCAGAUUCUAGUAAAUGGACGACCCCGUGACCUCCGCACUUUCAGGAAGAUGUCCUGUUACAUCAUGCAAGACGACAUGCUGCUACCACAUCUCACAGCACGAGAAGCCAUGAUGGUCUCCGCCAACCUGAAGCUGAAUGAGACGAUGGAGGUGAAGAAGGAGCUGGUGAAUGAGAUUCUCACUGCCCUAGGUCUGCAGGAGUGUGCCCACACUCGGACUCUGUCUCUGUCAGGGGGCCAGUGUAAGAGACUGGCCAUUGCUCAGGAGCUGGUUAAUAACCCCCCUGUCAUGUUCUUUGAUGAGCCCACAAGUGGACUGGACAGUGCGUCAUGUUUCCAGGUCGUGUCACUAAUGAAGUCACUGGCUCAGGGGGGAAGGACUAUUAUCUGCACCAUACACCAGCCCAGUGCUAAGCUCUUCGAAAUGUUCGACAAGCUGUACAUCCUGAGUCAGGGGCAGUGUAUCUAUAAGGGCACUGUACCGUAUCUCAUUCCAUACCUGAAGAACCUUGGCCUUCACUGUCCCACCUAUCACAACCCUGCAGACUUCAUCAUCGAGGUGGCAUCUGGGGAAUACGGAGAUCUGAACCCCGUGCUCUUUGAGGCUGUACAGGGUGGACUGUGUGCUGAGGAGGGCAAGAAGAACUCCAGCGACAAGAAUGAUCCUACCUCCUCCUGCCCCUCGCAGUGUGUCAGCGUGACUCUCUCUCUCUCUCUGAUUGAACAGGAUUCAGGGUAUAUUGAGAAACACACGUUUGCCACGAGUACGCUGACACAGUUUUGCAUUCUCUUUAAGAGGACUUUCAUCACCAUAUGCAGAGACAUGGUCCUGACCCACCUGAGGGUGAUGUCACACCUGUGUAUCGGUGUUCUGAUUGGUUUGCUUUACCUGAAAAUCGGAAACGAUGCCAGCAAAGUGUUUAACAACACUGGAUUUCUCUUCUUCUCCAUGCUCUUCCUAAUGUUCGCCGCACUCAUGCCCACUGUCCUCACAUUUCCACUGGAGAUGUCAGUGUUUAUCAGAGAACAUCUGAACUACUGGUACAGUCUGAAAGCGUAUUACUUGGCCAAAACCAUGGCUGAUAUUCCAUUCCAGGUGAUCUGUCCGAUCAUGUACUGUAGUAUAGUGUACUGGAUGACAGAGCAGCCCCCGGAGGCUGGGAGGUAUCUGCUCUUCAUGGCUCUGUCUACCUCCACUGCUCUGGUCGCCCAGUCACUGGGUCUCCUCAUAGGAGCAGCGUCCACUUCACUGCAGGUCGCCACAUUCGUGGGUCCAGUCACCGCCAUUCCGGUCCUGCUGUUCUCCGGAUUCUUCGUCAACUUCGACACUAUUCCCAAAUACCUGCAGUGGAGUUCUUAUGUUUCCUAUGUGAGGUAUGGCUUUGAGGGGGUGAUUCUGUCUAUUUAUGGAAUGAACCGCUCCGAGCUGGAGUGUCCGGGGAUGGUGUGUAAGUUUCAGAAGCCCGAGGAGGUGCUGCAGCUCCUGGACGUGGAGGACGCUAAGCUGUAUGUGGACUUCAUGGUGCUGGGCGUGUUUUUCCUCGUCCUGCGAUUGGCUACGUACCUCGUGCUGCGUUACAGAGUCAAGUCGGAGCGCUGA
Chanos chanos (milkfish) is the source of this 1965-nucleotide messenger RNA. RefSeq names its product ATP-binding cassette, sub-family G (WHITE), member 4a (gene abcg4a). Bases 1 to 1965 code for a protein of 654 amino acids. Gene Ontology annotation, biological process: cholesterol efflux; cholesterol homeostasis; transmembrane transport. The record is from RefSeq and is a predicted model, not a curated record. Gene Ontology annotation, cellular component: plasma membrane. Gene Ontology annotation, molecular function: ATP hydrolysis activity; ABC-type sterol transporter activity; ATP binding. The transcript is spliced from 14 exons. NCBI's taxonomy places the organism in Eukaryota, Metazoa, Chordata, Actinopteri, Gonorynchiformes, Chanidae.